Dicentrarchus labrax (European seabass) is the source of this 2612-nucleotide messenger RNA. RefSeq names its product testis-expressed protein 264 homolog. Gene Ontology annotation, cellular component: autophagosome membrane; replication fork; nucleus. Gene Ontology annotation, biological process: reticulophagy; protein-DNA covalent cross-linking repair. Lineage: Eukaryota; Metazoa; Chordata; Actinopteri; Moronidae. The record is from RefSeq and is a predicted model, not a curated record.
GUCCCGUGCAAUGUGCACUCUCUGGUGCUCUAAAUUCAGUCAAGGGCAAUUUCCAACUGAAAAAACAACACAACAUUUUCUUAAAAAUGUUUGACUUUUACAGCAAAUACAACUUUGUUAAGAGUUCAGAAGAAGCUAGCUGAAUAACGGAAGCUGCUCCUCCUGUUAGUAAGCUAACAUGUCAGACUGGCUCAGUGUGUGUGUGCCCAUUAGCCUGUUGUUGGGGCUGAUAACAGGAGCUGCUUACAUGUUGUACUCGGGACUCCUCUCAGACAUUGUCGUACUAACUGGCUCUGCUCCCAUAAAGAAGAUUACUUUCGCCUACAAAUUCAAAGAAGGACCGUACAGGCAGUGCGGGCAACUUUUUAAGGAGUCUCACAACAUUGGACCAAAGCUUUCAUGUAUUGCAGUAUUUUAUGACGACCCUACAAAGGUGAUUGGACCACAAUGCCGCUACGCCGUCGGCAGUAUUCUCAGUGAAGGGGAAAACAAGGCCGAUGAGGAGCUUCUGAAGAGCUAUGAGACAUCAGGCUUUAAUGUCUUUUCCUUUCCUGAAGUCACACACGUGGUCACUACCUCUUUCCCCUACAGAACAUUUUUCUCUAUCCUCCUGAGAGUAAGAAGAGUUUACCCACGGCUACAUCGCUACAUCCAGGAAAGGAGGCUGUGUGCACACCCGUUCCUUGAGAUCUACAAAGAGGGUAAGAUCCAGUUCAUGGCCCCUUUGGCUCGGCAGGGAGAUUUCUAUGUGCCUGAAGUCCGGCGGGUAAAAAGGAGGCUGUCAGAAGAAGAAGAAUCGCACAGUGAUUCAGAUGUCUCAGGUGCAGAGUCGAACAGUGAAUACAGCUCAGGGAGUGGGGUUUUCCUGUCAGACAGCAGAGAGACGUCCCUGGCGGCGUCCUCGGUCCACUCUGUGCCUAUCCAGGAUCAAGGGGAUAGAGACUACAGAGAGAGAAGCUGGGGAACCUCUUUUAAAGAGGUGGACUGGGAGCAGACUGGUGGACAGCAGGCAGAGGGAGAGGAGCAACUUCACGGAGACUCCAACCAGAAGAGCCUGGAGGCUCCCUCUCAGGAGUGGUGGGGUGCCGUUGGAGAAGAGGAGUAAACGUUCAGUGAGACAUAUUAGUUGAGGAUGAGGGAAUAAAGGAUUUAAAUUCAAGAGGUUGGGAAGCGCAGAUUAUAAAAGCUCACUGUUUGUUCAAAUGGGGAAAUAUGUAUGGACAAGGCUGGUGAUAUUCUAUAUUUUGGUUAUUGUAAACAAAUCCUAUGAAAGACCAAAACCAACAAUACUUUCUUCAGCUGGGCACCGUAGUUUUUAGCAAAUAGUACUUAAACAGGAAUAAAUAGGAUAUAUAUUUGUUAGUUACUACUUUAAGCUGCGGAUCAAUCCACAAUGAGUGAUCUAGUAACUCUGAAUAAACUAUAGUGCUCAUGUUCAUCGUAAUGAAGGAACAUGCCACACAGUGCAACAGUGUGUCGCACUGAUGUGGUAAAUAGACCACAAAGGAGGUCUGUGGUGCAAAAGAACAUAUCCGGCUUUCACAGGUGAUAGUUAUUAGCAGGAUAUAUUCAUUGUUAUUUUUGGUCUUUUUUAUUGGACUUAUUGAUAUUAAGAAUAAUUGAAAAAAAUGUUUUAUCUUUCUUCUUUUAAUCGCACAAUUUUAAAGUGAAAGUUUUAAAAUCUGAUAGAUUUUGCUGACAGAAACCAACCCACUUGAAUUCCACAGAAUAUAUUCAGGUAGCCUGAGAUUCUUGAAACGUUUUCACCAAAGUGAUGUUUGUCAAAAUCAUAAGGGACGACUGAACUGAGUAUUUGUUAGUCAAAGCAUUUUACUUGAAUGUGUAUCAGUAUUGUACAUCUUCAGUUAAAAAUCAUCACACUUCAGUUGUUUUCAUAACGAUUGAGUUGGUUGACAGUUGUCUUUAUUUUGCUGUACUGAAGCUAACCACAUGCUUUUUUUUGUUUGUUAGAUGAUUGAUGCACAAACAUACUGUAGAUUCUGUUCAUUUCAAAGAUACUUGUUUACAAAGGGACUUAGUUUCAUUCAUUUAUAACUGACUUAUAAGACUCAGAAUUAUCUGUACUAUUUUUUUAAGAAUGUCUUUUGUUUGAAUAUCUGAAUAUUUGUACACCUUCUAAUAAGCGUUAUGUGUAUUUUUACAAGGCUGUGUGCUGGCAUAGCUGUGUUUGUGAAGCGCACAUUUUAAUGUAAAAUUAACUUGAAGAGAAAGGUGUGAACGAGUGCAUAAUUACCUUCUUCCUGUCAUCCCCCUGACCACCUCUGAGACUGAGGACAUGAUUAUGGUGAGUGUGCAGCCUGCUUCCAUGAUCAGUCAAGGAGAAAGAUGACAAGACAAGUGGCCUGACCAUUAAUAUUCAUUUCAUUAUUACUGAAAACCAAGCUCUGUGACUCUACCUUGUAUUUACAGUCGCUCUACAUCUUGCCUCUAGCGUCCUUCAUUUUCUGUUUAGCCAUCAUAUUCUCUUAUUUUACUUUCUCAACCCAUCUGCUGUCUCUUUGCACAGCCUAAUUUCUGUUUUUUUUCUUUUCCUUUUGUUAUUUUCUGUCUUCUCCCUCUGAAAUAAAUAUGGCAGCUGCAGCCUGAAAGAC